AAAAGAAUAGAUGAAAAGUGUAAUUAAACCUAUUAAAUAUUUUUUCCAUAUACCCUUGUCAAAUGAGGAUUUGAAUCGAGUGUUUUGUGAUUGAUCCCUGAACUGAACUCAGCUGUUAGUUAUGUUACUGGUUUCAUUCAACAUACAAAUUUCCCCAAAAUCUCUCUUUCUCUCUAUUUGAAAAACCAUGAAUAUAAUUGCUGGAGCUUUCAAGCCUCCUUGCAAAAUUUCAAUCUCUUUAACUCAUCCAACAACUCGCAAGCAGGUUCGCGUGAAGAAGGAAAAUGACCAGACAGUUAUGGUUCCUCUCUUUCAAAGUCAGGAGAAUAUAGUUGGGGAGGUUAGUAUAGAACCUGCACGUGGGAAGAAGGUUGAGCAUAAUGGUGUAAAAAUUGAGCUUCUUGGUCAAAUAGAAUUGUACUUUGACAGAGGCAGCUUCUAUGACUUUACUUCUCUUGUACGCGAACUUGAAGUUCCUGGAAAUUUAUAUGAAAGGAAAACUUACCCGUUUGAGUUCUCUACUGUUGAAAUGCCACAUGAAUCCUACAAUGGGAUCAAUGUUAGGCUUAGGUAUGUUUUGAAAGUAACAAUUAGUCGAAAUUUUGUCAACAACAUUGUGGAGCACAUGGAUUUUGUAGUACACAAUUACAUUCCAGCACCAUCGAUCAAUAACAGCAUUAAGAUGGAAGUAGGAAUUGAAGACUGCUUACACAUAGAGUUUGAAUACAGUAAAAGCAAGUAUCAUCUGAAGGAUGUUGUCAUUGGCAAAAUAUAUUUUUUACUGGUGAGAAUCAAGUUAAAAAACAUGGAACUUGAAAUUAGGCGUCGAGAGUCAACUGGAUCAGGGACCAAUACAUAUGUUGAAACGGAGACCCUUGCGAAGUUUGAGUUGAUGGAUGGUGUUCCCGUCCGAGGAGAAUCUAUUCCUGUCAGAUUAUUCCUCAAUCCAUAUGAAUUGACACCCACAUAUCACAAUAUCAACAACAAGUUCAGCGUGAAGUAUUUUCUAAAUCUUGUUUUUGUGGAUGAAGAAGACCGGCGCUACUUCAAGCAGCAAGAAAUCAUAGUUUAUCGCCUACUUGAGGACUCCUGAAUAUCUUGUGCUUGGAGAGCUAUAUGUUUUUUUUUGCCUUGCAAUAAGGAAUUGUUUGCUUGUGUCACGUUGUCCCACUCGGUCUAUAUUUGGUUCUCUUUUGAUAAGAAUUGAUUUUGAUUGAAUUGAUUUUGAGUGAAUUUAUUCUAUCUAAAAGUGAGUUGCAGAUAAAGUAAUUUGUGUUUGGAUACAUUCAUUUAAAAUUGAGCUGAAUUGUUUUAAAGAAAAA
Medicago truncatula (barrel medic) is the source of this 1322-nucleotide messenger RNA. Its product is annotated as vacuolar protein sorting-associated protein 26A. The transcript is spliced from 11 exons. Gene Ontology annotation, biological process: intracellular protein transport. Lineage: Eukaryota; Viridiplantae; Streptophyta; Magnoliopsida; Fabales; Fabaceae. The coding region runs from base 188 to 1093 and encodes 301 amino acids. The record is from RefSeq and is a predicted model, not a curated record.